UACCAUUUAAAUAGUCACAAAGCGCUCGGAACGGGACUUUUAUUGUAUCACGCAGGCGUAUCGCCAUCCAUUUUGACGACUGCUCACGACGGCGAGCUUCACACAUCGCUGCUUUUAAUUCUAGGCACAUUCGCUGAGGAAUUUACCAUCCAUCAUCUUUUCUCCUUCAGCGGCGUCGACGCUCUUCCUCGUUUGUUUCAACUUCCUUGACUGUACGAUUUUGCUCGAAAGCUUUGUAUGUCUUCUGAAAAUACGCAACCGUGCGUUUGUUCCCCGACGAGAUGGAUUAAUUUGUCGGUGCCUGCAGAAAUUGCCUUGGACAUAAUUGUUCCACCUGACCAUGCAGAAAAUCCCGGGAUAACAACACAGUGCGAGGUCAUGUCCUUCAGGAGGGGUGUUGUCAGGCAGAGUAAGUUCAGGCAUGUGUUUGCCCAGGCCUGGAAGGCUGAGCACUGUCUCGAUGACGUGAGAGUGUCGCGCGUGACAUGGGACGGUCCGCUGUGCGCCGCCAAUCCCAAGUUCAUUGCUGUUGUCAUUGAGGCCGGAGGAGGCGGAGCCUUUCUUGUGUUACCGCUUGCCAAGAGCGGUCGGGUGGACCAGAACACCCCGACCGUGUGUGGUCACGCCGCUCCGGUGCUGGAUGUGCAGUGGUGCCCACAUGAUGACAAUGUUAUUGCCAGUGCCUCGGAGGACUGCACUGUCAAGAUUUGGCAGAUUCCUGACGGGGGUCUGACAUCUCCCAUGUCUGAAGCCGUUGUGACUCUCGAAGGCCACAGUAAAAGAGUGGGCAUCCUGGCCUGGCACCCUUCUGCCCUAAAUAUCCUGUUGACUGCAGGAUGUGAUAAUGUCCUGUGCGUGUGGGAUGUGGGCACCGGGGAGCUGGUGUACCAGCUGAGUGACACCCAUCCGGACCUGAUAUACAGCGUGAGCUGGAACCGCGAGGGCAGCGUCCUGUGCACCACCUGUAAAGACAAAGCCUUACGAGUCAUUGAUCCCAGACGUGGAACGGUCCUUAAGGUGCGGGAGAAGGCUCACGAGGGCUCCAGGCCGAUGAGGGCUGUGUUUCUGUCUGAUGGGAAAAUCCUGACAACCGGCUUCAGUCGCAUGAGUGAGAGACAGCUCGCCCUCUGGGACACGAGGGAUCUUUCUGAGCCAAUGGUUACUCAGGAAAUGGACACCAGUAACGGAGUUCUGCUUCCAUUCUAUGACCCAGACACUAACAUGGUUUACUUGUGCGGCAAGGGGGAUUGUACUAUUCGUUACUUCGAGGUGACAGAUGAGUCACCGUAUGUUCAUUUCCUGAGUCUGUACAGCAGUAAGGAGCCACAGAGAGGUGCUGGUUUCCUGAGCAAACGAGGAGUUGAUGUCAACAAGUGUGAAAUAGCAAGGUUCUACAAACUGCACGAGAGGAAGGUUGAGCCCAUAUCUAUGACCGUGCCGCGCAAGUCCGACCUGUUUCAAGGGGACCUGUACCCAGAUACGGCGGGAUUAGAACCCGCUCUACUGGCAGAAGAUUGGAUAGCGGGACAGGACUCUCCUCCGGCCCUUGUGUCUCUGAGCGGAGGCUACACGGCCCCUCCGUCCAAAUGUGGCACGCUUCGAGGUCGACCCAAACUGCUCUCUCAGACCAACACUAGUCCCACCAGCACCACCGCUCCAGCAAACCCUAUGGCGGUCGAGGUGGAGAGCGAGGGCUUGGGCCACGGACAAGGAAGAAGUGUAGAUGUAGAUGGAGGAAUAGAGAGAGUGAAGAAAGAGGAGGACCAUCUCUCUGAUAUCCUGACAGAGAUUCGGGCGCUCCGUGCUCUGGUUCUGGCUCAGGGUCACAGGAUCGAUGUCCUGGAAAGGCAGCUUGCCCGUAUCGAGGAUGGAGAAGUGUGAAGGAAACUACAAACAUAUCACACAACACAUAGCCUUACCCAGAUUCAGAAAGCUUCCCUGAAGGGUUAUGGGAAAUGUAGUUCCAUUACUGUGACGCAGAGAUACAAAGACGUAAUUGAGCUUUGAGCUUUAUCGGUACACUUUGGGUUUUAAUGCACUGAUAUUAAUGUCCUAAAUGCUGCUCAUUUUGUGCUUUUAAUAGGGCUGUUACAUCAGGUACUUGCUAAUGCUAAUUACAGACUUCGAAGUCUGAAUUUGGUUGGGUCAACAUUUGCAUUAAGAUUCAAACUUGAAAUUGAAAAAGCAGACUUGAUAAUCUCUCGUAGCCUCUGCAAUUAUAAAUGCUCCUACUUAAUGAAAGUAGUUUGAAUCUUGAAACCUUCAGGAAAUGUAAUAAUCCAACAUGCUGAAUCGAUUUGCUUUCUUUCACUAAAGUUUGAUGGUGCUUAUCAACAUUCGUAUAUUGACCAGCACUGUUCAUGGGUUCAGCUGCCCUCAACAGCUCCUCUCUUCCAUCUGUUUUGUCUUAACACGUGUAGCAUUGAUUUUGGAUGUUGUUAGAGUUUUAAUACGUGGAUACGUGAGUAGCAUGUGAUAGAAACUGUACUUGGUGUUGGAGGACUUUGUACGCUUUGAGUAUAACGAAGAAACUUUAGAGCAAGGGUUUCCAAAAAGAUGAAAAAUGUCCAGGUCAGAUUUCAUUUGGCAUUGAUUACAUUUGAAAUUAAUUAUAAUUAAUUUUUCAGAAUUAAUCAAGUUUUGUUUUAUUCCUUAUAAUGUUUUAGCAUAUUUUUUUUUUUUACGUGUAAGGUUAACUUUAAAGCAGUACAACAAAUACCACUAUGAUGCAUUGAGUUUUACAAUAUGGUAAUCCAAAAUAUGCCUUAUUGUCAUGAAAAUGCAAAUGAUUUAGUUUGUAAGCGAUCGUUUUCAUUAUAUAUCGUUCCUUUGAUUUGAGGUGACCUGGACGUGUUCUUGGCAGGUUUGUUGGGAUUCAUUUUGUACCUCUCGACGAAUAAUUGUGCUUCAUUCCUGUUUGAUUGAAUCUGAAAAAUAAUAGUAGAAUGAUGUGGUGUUGAUGUUGACGGUGGUGUUUUUGUAUUCGUUUUAUUUUUAGUCUUUAAUCAUGGGCACUACAAUCAGGGAUGACUCGAACCGAGGGUCGACUCGAUUUUGUUUAAGUCUAGCUUUAUCAGCUGUAUAUGUUGUAAAUUAUCUAAGUAUCCAUUUACUUAAAACUUAAGUGCUAACCGCAUCUGUUCUUUUUAAUAAACGGCAUUCACCCAUU
Messenger RNA from Puntigrus tetrazona (Sumatra barb), 3169 nucleotides. RefSeq names its product coronin, actin binding protein, 1B (gene coro1b). Gene Ontology annotation, biological process: cell migration; actin filament organization. The coding region runs from base 238 to 1881 and encodes 547 amino acids. Gene Ontology annotation, molecular function: actin filament binding. The record is from RefSeq and is a predicted model, not a curated record. The transcript is spliced from 11 exons. NCBI's taxonomy places the organism in Eukaryota, Metazoa, Chordata, Actinopteri, Cypriniformes, Cyprinidae.